CCCGCCAUUACAGUAUGGCGGACAAAGAGCGGUGCUUGUCAUCGUAACAUUUUACUUUUAGGAUUUCCAUCUUUAGCAGGUUGGAGUGAGUAGACCUAGGUACAAUGUGGCCAAUGUUGUUAGAUCUGUCUAGGGAUGAAUCCAAGCGGAUUCUUCGUAGACUGGAGCUGGAGGCAUAUUCCUCCCUCAUCUCGGCUUUCCGGGCACAGGGUGAUCUCAAUAAGGAAAAAAAAUCGAUGUUGCAAGAACUUCAGCAUAUACUGAGCAUUUCGACUGAGAGACACAGAGCUGAAGUUCGGCGUGCAGUUAAUGAUGAGAAACUGGCAACUAUUGCAGAUAACAUUGCUGGUUCCAACACCACCACUGAGUGGGUGAUAGAAGGGCGUCGGCUUAUCCCACUCAUGCCGAGACUUGUGCCUCAAACAGCCUUCACCGUGACAGCCAAUCAGGUUGCCAACGCCCAGUCAGAGAAGAAUGCCUCUCUUCCAUUCCCAUCUCAAACUGGAAGUAAAGAUUCUAAUGGCAACUUGAACAACAGUGCGACUGCAUCAACUAAUACACCGAUUUCUACCAAGCUGUCACGCCCGUCAAGCCCCACAUCUAAUGUAGUUGUCUUGCCGAGUGGAACGUCUAUUCACAUCAAAGGUGUUGUCAACUCGGAAGAAGAGGAGGAGCUACAGACCAGGAAGAGGCGGCGCAGUCAGUCGAGUGAAGGCAUGAGUUCGUCCGUGGCUACACAGACCCCUCGACUCACAUACACCACCACAGCGUCCAACUCUCUGCCGAGCAUGUCUCCCGUCAAGAUCACCAUCAGUAAGAGCCCACAAGGAAGAACGAUGGUGUCCACACCAGGCUCGCAGCCCCCCAAGGUGAUCUUGGUGACCAGUUCUGGUCAGUCCGUGGCAUCCAGCGUCUUGCAGAAGUCAAUGUCGGUCCCCAUCAUAAGAGCAUCAACAUCAUCAUCCACUGUCUCUGCAUGUCGAGCCUCCAUCAUCGUCCCUGGUAGCCCUCCCAUUACCAUGAGCUCUGGCUACGGCAGCAACAUCGUCACUGUGUCAACUACUUCCAUCACAACAGCUACAUCUCACACAGCUACAACGCCCACAUCAGUGAUGGGCAAUCCCACUGUCACUGUCCCCAAUCCAGCCCUAGCCAAGCCUCGACCCAAGAUCAUCCCACGACCAAGAUUCCCCAACCCACAGCACAAGCCGGGUGUGGUUAUUCCCAUGGGCCCCCAACCGGUCCAACCCUCACCUCAGAACUACCAAGUGAAGACGGUCACAAAGCCUACCAUCCAGAUAAAGCAAGAAGGAGGAAUGAAAAUCAUCACCCAGAGUCUUCCCCCUGGAACCAGUAAGAUCCUGCCCAAGCCGGCACAGUUGUCAGGGAGUUCCGGUACACCUGUCGUGGUUGUCAAUGCGGGGCCUUCGGGAACAGCAACAACUACUGUUACCAUGGUAACAAAACCGGUGACAACUCUGUCAGCUAGUCACACAGGAGGCAAGGUGUUGAACAUAACUACACCAGGGGGGCGUGUCAUCGCUACCACAACAAAAGCAUCGAAUGUUGUCACUGUCAACCCUAAAACUCUACAUCUCACAGCUGUCAAAACUGCCACAGGGACAACAGUGUCCAAGCCUAAUGUGAUAGUUGUCCAGAAGACCCAGCCCCGGAGGUCCCAGACCCCCACCCUCCAGGGAGGAGCAGGGCGCCCCCAAGCAACAGUCAUCUCUAGUCCAGCUAUGUUUGAAAAGGAACUUGUGAACUUCAUCCAGAAGCAGGAGCUGGGGAAGCAGGUGUCUGUGUCCGUGACGUCCGCGUCAGCGUUACACAGCAUCGGCCCCGUCCUCGGUCGACUGCCAGAGAGAAAAGUCAUCAUCACCACAGCAACCACAGGAGAGGGAGGCAGACAGGCCGCUCCAAUACUACACCGAUCUAAGUCAGACCAGGAGGGUCGGACGUCGUCACUGCUGGCGGAGCUGAUACAGGCUGCUGGGAUUGUUCCUGAUGGGGGAGCAGCAGAGGGGGUGGCAACCCAGGCAGCUGUAGGUGGUAACGAGUGGUUCGAGUACGACAUCACGGACGACCAGGUGCAGACGGAAACGACAUCCGACUCCCAGGCCAUCAGCGCCCUCAUGCAGAUGCAGGGAAACACAGAUGGCAAACACAAGGACGAGGAGGAAAGAGCUGCAGCAUCAAACUUAGAACAAAUCACAGACCAGAUGUCGGGGACGCAGUACUACACCAUAGAGCAAGCAAUGUCUUUACUAAACCAAGUGGACAAAGACGGUAAUACAACAACUACAACGACGUCAGAGGAUGGCAACACAACGUACGUCUCCGUGCCCGUGUCGCUGCCCUCCGAGGUGUCUCGUCAGCCUUCAGGACAACCACAGGUAAUUCACAUAGUGAAGCCUUCUAGUGGGUCGUCCACCGCCAAAAUAACCAAAAUUACAAGUGAUCAAAUUCCGCCGACGAUAGUACGGCAUACUUUAUCUUCCUCCUCCGGGGCGAGCGGCAAUACUGAGGUGAUCCAGGGAGAGCUGGACCCCGAGACGGGUCUGUUCUACAAGGACAAGAACAAAGUGCUGACUGUUGUGACUCAGCCCUCUAAAACUGUGACUGUCGAGAGUGGUGGGAGUGUUCCACAGGACACGGAAGUGCAGCAAAACUAUGACUUGCUGAGCAGUUCUCUAACUCAUGCUCAUAUUGACUUAGGUGAUAUACAUUUCAUUGAUGAUGGUGCUGUCUCAGUGCAACAGGUUGGCAAGGUCAUAGAGGGAGACAACUCUGAAUUGACUGCUGGAGAGUCUGUGGUGCAUAUAGAAGGAGCAGGAGGAGAGGAAGGCACAACGAUACUCACCAUCCCUGCAUCCACUGCCAGAGACGACAUCUCACAGGUGUCUGUCCCAAUCACAAUCUCAUCAAGCUCAGCCAAGGUCAAGGUUGGCUCAUCAUCUCUACCUGUACAAGAUGUCGGGAAGACUGCGUCCACUAACAACAUUGUCUCACAGCAUGCACAGUCAUCAGUUGGGUUGAGUCUCCUUGACAAGGUUGGCGGCGAGGAAGUCAUUUCCAGCAGCUCAAACGUCAGCGUUGCAGUGGAGCCGUCGCCGAGCACGCUGGAUGAGCUGACAUCGCAACGCCUGGAGGAGAAGGAGCUCGCGUCAUCGUCCCAGGGGUCGGAGGAGCGGGUGGAGCUUCUGUUUGACAGCGUGGGAGUCAUCGAGGAGGAGAUACCCACGUUAGCCAGCCCCCCAACAGGGAGUGGGUCUGACAGCCAGGGAGAGUUCGCUGUGUACACAGACGGGGGGGCCAGCUCCGACCCAAACAGCCUCUUCCGGAGCAAGAGGAAGCGGAAACCCCCCACAGCAGCUGAUGAGAGCACCCCUCCGUCUCCCAGUGGCAGCUGGAUCAGGAUGGCCCUCGGACUGCUGCAGAGAGUGUCUCGCUAUCGCGGCGUCAACAGGGAGAAAGGGGAGCUGAAUGCGUCCGCGUGGUUUACACAGCCAGUGGACCCUGCUGACGCUCCUGAUUAUUACUCUAUUGUGAAGAAACCAAUGGAUUUUGGAACAAUACGAAAGAAGCUGGAGGGUGGAGGGUACAAGGACCAUGAGGAGUUCCACCAGGACAUGACCCUGGUGAAGGAGAACUGUGCUGUGUACAACCCCCCCACCAGUCGGGUGUUCCGCGACUGUACCGAGGUCUUCACCUUCUACACCCAGGAGAGUGAAAAACUGGCAGACAAAUGGCAUAAAGGGCAACUCAGCUCUCCACCGAUGAAGAAAAUUAGAAUAGACAAGAGUCCUGGGAAGUCUUAGCAGAAACUGCAUAUUAAUUGUUAAGUUUGGUUGUUAUCUAUUUACUCUGUUACCAUGGUUACUUUUUAUUUAGAUUGUUGAACUGGGAGCCCUUGAGGCUCUGGAACACUGGAAGGAAGAUUGUGUUAAGCAUAUUUUAUGGAGUUCAGGGCUCACAAUAAUAUGUGUAAGAGUGCCAAUGGCACUGUUAGGAUCAUAAUGCCAUGGCUAAAAUAGGUUUGCGGUGUCUGGAUGACACACCAGGAAAUAAUAGUGUUUUACCCAAAAUACCAUGUGGUAAUGUUUGUUAGAUGAAGCUGUGUAUAAAAAUUCCCCAAAAUUUGAGUCAGACAAUUUGCCUGGCAACUUUGCAAUGUUACCAGACCAGAUAAAAUCAUGCCAGUCUAGAAUUUUCUUGACAUAAGAAUAGUACCGUUUAAUCUUAAUAUUCUCAGAAAAUAACAAUAAACUGGUAACUCAAGUAACUGUAACUCAUUGAAAUUGUAUUCAUCAAUAAUUUGUUUCACAGUAACAGCUAAUUAUCUCUAACAUUGAAUUAAAACAAGGAUGCUGAGGUAAUUUUGGGAAUACAAUAAUUACCCGACCAUUGGGCGUGCAACUUUUUAAAACUGACCGUCCGUCAGCAAAAACUACUGCCCCAGACUGUCAGGCAGGUGGGCAUUUUCCACAGUGUAUGAAGCAAGUCGACUGGACAGACAACAAGGAAAUAAACUUGUAAUUCACAUGGGAUCCAGAAAUUGAAAAGGAUAUUAUCAGUCUCAGUGAAAUGGUAGGGGGGCAAUAAUUUCUAAAUUUCAACUAUGUCUAGCUCAUGUUAAAAAGACAUUCGAGUUUCAAAAUGGAUAAAACAUAUUCCAAAAGACACACCUUGUUAUCUCCAUUUCUCUCCCCUGAUUCUGGUACAUGGUAUUGCUACACUUGGACAGCAUAGAAUUUACCGUAAUCGACGUAAUAAGCGCCUAGGGCACUCUCAAAAUUAGAAAUAGGGUAAAAAAAAACAGAGUUGAAAGAUUGUAAAUUUCUACGUUUAUGUACCUGAAAUGAUUCAAAAGAAAACUCUCUGCGUAUUAUACACAGCAGAUAUAUUUUUCCAGAAUUUAAUUGCCCAUGAUUAAGGGUACAUGUAACACAUGAGUGCGUAUUAUACACGACUAAAUACGUCUUGUGCACAUUGAUCAAUUGGAAGAGGUGCUACCGGUAAUUGGGAUUGUUCACUAGCCAAUAUAUUAGCAAAUAUCACUGUGGGCGCUUAUUAGAAUGGGGCGCUUAUUACGUCAAAUACGGUAAGUCAUGUUACAAAACCUCAUGCUUGGGACAAAAUAGAAACAACUCUCGUCCUGUACUCAGUGAUAAACCAACAUCACCAAAUAGAUUGGUGGCACUUUGUUGAAUUUGCAGGUUUCAUACGUUAAGUUAAGUGCCAUCAUAUCUCCAGUUUACAUAGUUCUACAUUCUACCAUGACAAACUUAAAAGUUCAAUUCUUGGCAUUGGCACAAAUAAUGAGUGAAGCGACUUGAGUUGAGUCCAAUUUUGUCAGUGGGUUGCCAAUUUGAAUUAUGGAAUCACUGAUAUCAACCUUAAUUUAUUUUGCUGCAUCGUGUCAUGAUGAAAAGGAAGAGUAAUAUAGUGUGAACACUGUAAUUUGACACACAUUCAUAUUUGGUGAAAAGCUUCCGAACUUUCAAUUACUUUAAAGUUUUACUGCCGACCUGCAAGAAGUGUGUUGAGAGCUGUGCCCCAGAAAACGGCUGUUCAUUCAUGGAAACCCUGCUGAUGUAUCAAACCAAUCAGGUGUUCGAAAACAUUGACAUCACAUGACAUUGACACAAAUCAAGGAAGACAAAGCGAAUCAGGUAGAUCUGGUUAAAUCUAAGCCAUUCGUCACUAUUAUGACGUCACAAUUCAAUUGUACUGCGGGCCUCAACUCUCGUCAGAAAAUUGUGGAAUUAAAGGAAAUUUAGUAAUUCUUAUUCAUUUACAUACCAUGUAUAUCCAAGUUUCUUCACUGCCUUGUGAUAGGAUCCAAUACCAGUGUCUAGCCCAAAGUCAUUUAUCUGAAAUGUGUUGUUCAGAAGUGUUUAAUGAAAAAAGGGUAACAUUUUAUUAUUUGAUUAUUUUAUGUGUACAAAGUUCUGUCCAUGGACAAUGGUGUGUGUCGAUGUAAAGGGGGACUUCAAUGUUAUUGUUCUGGAUUUAAAUUGUUGGUACUGUUUAUAUCCUUCCUUAGUUGUAGCUGCCUUUAAACAGUGAUUGUGCUGUUCAUGAUUAUAUUAGUAAGUAUUAAAGGCAUUUUACAUAGCGCUAAAAUCCAGAGAAUGGAUGAGGCUCUUUUGAAGAGGAAUGUUUUCAGUUUCAACUUGUGAUGUGGUUGAGUGUUAAGGCAUUAAUUUGAUUCAGUUGUCAAUGGCAACACAGUCAGAGGGAGUAACUCGGUAUUUGGCAGGAUCAGGAGUAUGUUUUAUACAAGCAGUCUGCGAUGUUGCUACUAGUCCAAGCCAAGAGUCAAGCCUAAUGCCUUGCACUCUGGUCAGGUAGGCUGAUAGUUGUAAGUGAAGACUAAAUUCUGCUGAAAGUCAUGCUGAAAGAUUCAACAAUUAUGGCCCCAGAGUAGACAGGAGAAAGAGCAAUGAAUCCCCUGCCACAAUAUUGCUAAAAUCGGCGUAAAACCAUACUCAAUUACUGAACAUUCAGCGGAUUGUUGAUUUUUUCAUGAUGACAUGUUCCAAUCUGUUGCAGUUCUUUGGAUGUUUAAAAAUAAAUGUAUGUAAUAAUAUCAGAUGUGACUCAUAAAAUAUAUAUGGCGAAUAUUAGAUACAAACUUCAUCAUAUCCUGGAUCAUGUGACGCCGUUUCAACUCCGUUAUUGAGAUAGCGACAGAUCUGUUUACAGUCUUCCACAUUGUCUUCAUCACACUCACCUCCCUGAUGCCUGGCUCUACAAACUGCCAGGCAAAAGAAAGUACACCCAUGUGUGAUGGUGGCUAAAAAUAUAACAAUCACGAAAUGGUUAUUCGAUGGUGAUGUAUUUGAUACGGGUAUCAUAGUUGUGUUUUGGACCUGUUUUGAUGACUGUUUUCAUUCUAGUAACGUUUUCAUAAUGUUUUGUAAUGUUUUGAGUUCGGUAAAAUCCAGUUUUAAAGUGUACAUCUUUUGCCCGGCAGUUUAUUUGACUAUGGUUAACUUAACAUAAAUUUUGAUGGGCCGUUACGUCAUUAUACAUUUCCACAUUACCGAAUCUCCACCAUGAGACUGAUUGUAAUAUCAAAGGAGGGAAUGUACUGCUCCAUCUCUAGUAACAUAUUGUUAUGGUUAAGACUAGUGGUUUACCAGAUAGGUAUUAAUGGUACUGUGUGUCAUUGCCCCUUCACCAAGGCAAUCGUAGCACUACGUUAAGGUAUACGUUAAAGAUGGCUUUAGCGCUACGAUCACUUUGUGGAACGGGCUGUAGUGAUCAGCUGAUCACGAUGUGUAGCUCCAUAACGAGACCUGGUUCAUGCAGUGUAAGAAAUGUGGGGUCGUGAGCUUCUUGAAGUUUGUUCCUAUAGUAUUUCUAUCAGAAUCCCUACAUCUUUAACUUUAACAUAGGGAUAUUACAAGAACUCCUUGACUUUCAUGCUUAGUUUCGAACACUACCUGCUAAGUUAUGCCUUGGUGUUUCAUUACCAAGAGAAUUAAAUCACAGUAAUUAAUUACCAGAUUUUCAUCAUUUUAAUUGCAAUAUGGCUGAAAUACUGCUAAAGUGUUUUAACUCAUUCAAUCAUCUAAGUUUAAAAAUAUGUGAGGUGGGAGGCUUUUAUUUCAAUUAUUUUAUUAAAUUGUUCAGGGCCUCUGUGUCAAUGGGUAGGAAUCAUGGCUGUGUAGUAGGAGGAUGUGUAGGGUGUUUUUAACAAGUGAAGUCGUAAGGGAAUACUGUGAUUUUCUGCUCUGUUGGAACGUGGAGAAGAAAUGGUGAUUUAGGCAGUGAUGAAAAUAUCAUGAUUUGUUAUGGUCUAACAUAACAUCUUUAGUAAACUCAAGUCAUAUUUUCAAUGUCAUUAAAAUCAGAUCUUAAGAUCCUAAGAUCUUGCUACCGCUAAACAAAGAUCUGAGGAAUCCCAUUACAGGCUACGUCCAAAAGACCUUUCAGAAACUUUGAUCAACCAAUGAAACAACUAACAUUAGCCAAUCAGAAAGCAGCUUUAUGGAGCUGUACAGCACUAGUUUCAAACUGACAUUUUUCUUUCCGGACUAUACUUCGAAAAAUAUUUUGUCAAAAUUUGAAAACGGAACAAAUGAACAUUCUUGAAUGUCUGAUAGAAAGUACUUCCCACGGGCUAUGCAAAAUCUCUUCUGUCCAAUUUGGACAAAUGUCAAAAUGUUUGUCCCAUUGAAGCCAGAGAGAGAUGAUGAUUUUGACGGAUUCACCCCGUUAUUGUCGUUCUGAAUACCCCGUGUUAACCUUUUCCUUCCAACUGUCACUUUCGUGAUCUGGUAAGCCACGCUCUGAUUGGUCGGAUGAAAGGUUAUGAGAUAUCCUCAGCAGAAGUGAGAACCAAGAUCUGAUUUUAAAGAUUGGAGUAUUUUAUUUUUAGUGUUCAUACCAGUGCUCUUUUAUGUUCAUGUACCUACCGCCUUACAGCGACAUACAUUCAUUCUCACAAUGCUUGUAUUGGGGGUCAGCAUUUGGCACCAAAUCUUUGGGAGUCGUUACCAUGGUUACAGGCUUAGCAACCAUUGACAAAUAGAUCAAGAGUCAUUGAAAAGAACUUCAUCUGUAUAUAGCUGUCAUCGUAUCACGUUUCAGACUAUCCUAUUGACAAGAACUCACUUGUCACGCCAAAUGUGUGAAGCCUAUUUCUGGUGACCUAUGAUUGUGGGUUCGAAUCCCGGUUCGCCCCAAUUGUGUUUCUAGGUUUGUCAGCACCAUACCCGUGCUCGUGGGUUUCACCGAAGUGGUAAACGUC
Molecule: messenger RNA, 8764 nt
Organism: Haliotis rufescens (red abalone)
Lineage: Eukaryota; Metazoa; Mollusca; Gastropoda; Lepetellida; Haliotidae
Product: BRCA2-interacting transcriptional repressor EMSY-like
Exons: 24
Coding region: 105-3821 (1238 amino acids)
Biological process (GO): regulation of DNA-templated transcription
Cellular component (GO): nucleoplasm
Molecular function (GO): protein binding
Source: RefSeq, a predicted model, not a curated record